This is a messenger RNA of Tuber aestivum (summer truffle), 817 nucleotides long. The record is from the annotation of a GenBank genome assembly. NCBI's taxonomy places the organism in Eukaryota, Fungi, Ascomycota, Pezizomycetes, Pezizales, Tuberaceae.
GAUUUACAAGGCUGUUCAUCAGGUUGUUCGCGCCUUGAGCAUUGGGAUUAGGAAGAAUUAUUACGGGAGGAACCCGAGAGCUGUUCAAAGGGGCAGUGGCGAUGAUGAGAUUGAGAUGGCACAAGAUGAAGAAGCGCAUGAAGGGGAGGCAGGUGAUGAUACUGAUUCUGAGGAAGGUGUUAUGGUGCUCGAUGAGGACGAGAGAUAUGCACAAUGGGAACAAGAGGAAGAGAAGAUGAGGGUGAUUCUGGCAUCUGCGGACCGGGAGAAUCAGGACGAUGAUACAGUGGAGGAGGGUAUGGAUGCGGAGCCUAUCGAGCUUGAAGACCUGCUUGGUUUGAUGAAGGUAUGACCCUGAGUAUUCUCUGUUGUGGUUUCUGGUAUUUUAGAAUCUAACGACUAUCUGCUAUAGCCCGAGAUGUUUGCCAAUUUCCCCAAUUUGGAUGAUGAGUAUUUCGAUUGGGAUGAAAUCUUGGACCCCAGCAGCCCAGAACCGGUGCGUUCCCUUGCCCUCUCACACCAUUCCUGUCUAUCACUGGGGAGUGUUGAGGCUAAAUAUUUGAGUCUAGGUUGCCCGCCUUCUCUUCUUGCUUUCUUAGCUUAGAAUCAAUACUGUUCCGCUUUUAUUCUGCACUUUAUGUGGCACUUAUUCUAAUAGGAACUGAGUAGAUCGGGGCAUGGAGCUGUGCCUGCCGAGUAUCCCAGACAAAAGAGCUCAAUAGAAAUAAAUAAGCUGUUUCUGUAUCUCUAGCUGAAUCCAAUAAAUUUUUCACUUUUUAAUUGUCUGUGGAGUUUCCUUGGAAAACAAAUAGUGUCC